Molecule: messenger RNA, 4260 nt
Organism: Aspergillus saccharolyticus JOP 1030-1
Lineage: Eukaryota; Fungi; Ascomycota; Eurotiomycetes; Eurotiales; Aspergillaceae
Product: DNA repair protein SMC6
Exons: 15
Coding region: 1-4260 (1419 amino acids)
Biological process (GO): double-strand break repair via homologous recombination
Cellular component (GO): site of double-strand break; Smc5-Smc6 complex; nucleus
Molecular function (GO): damaged DNA binding; ATP binding; single-stranded DNA binding
Source: RefSeq, a predicted model, not a curated record
AUGUGUCAUGAUCAUUUCUAUAUCGAGCUCGGUCCACUAAUAAAUUUUGUUGUUGGGAAGAAUGGAUCCGGCAAAAGUGCGGUUCUCACAGCGAUCACUUUGUGCUUAGGUGGUAAAGCGUCUGCCACCAACCGUGGGCAAAGUCUGAAAAGCUUUAUCAAGGAAGGCAAGGAGAGCGCGACUAUUGUGGUGCGCAUCAAGAACCAAGGGGAUGGGGCUUACAUGCCAGAUGACUACGGCAAAUCCAUUGUUAUCGAGCGCUACUUCUCGAAAAAUGGCACAAGUGGAUUCAAAAUCAAAUCUGAGAGUGGCCGCAUCGUCUCUACCAAGAAGACAGAGCUGGACUCCAUCAUCGACUACUUCACCUUGCAAUUUGACAACCCGAUGAAUGUUCUUUCUCAGGAUAUGGCUCGGCAAUUUCUAAGCUCGUCUAGCCCCAGUGAUAAGUACAGAUUCUUCGUGAAAGGGGUUCAAUUAGAACAACUUGACCAGGACUAUCGUCUCAUCGAAGAGUCGGGAGAUCAGAUUGAGGCAAAGCUCAAGAGCAGAGUGCAAGACAUCACGAUUCUGAAAAGUCGUCAGGACGCCGCAAAACGGAAAUUAGAACUAUCCGACCAGCAUGAGUCUUUACGCAAUCGCAUUCGAAAUAUUCGGAACCAGAUGGCUUGGGCUCAGGUGGAGGAACAAGAAAGGAUCCAGGACUCAUUAAAAAUAGAAAUGCUAAGAGCCGACGAAGCUAUAGCUACUGCUGAGGCAGGACUUGAAGACUAUGAACAUCGUAUACAAGAGGCUGAGAGAGAAACGGCACUUGCGGCCGAAUUCGUUCAGCAAGCUACUUCCAAGCUCGAGGAUUGUCUGACAAGUAGGGAUGAGAUCAAACAAAAGAUGGAAGCUCAACUGAGUGAACGGCACGGUCUACAGGCUGAACAACGCCAGAUCAGAGAGUAUCUGAAAGCUGCAGAGACUAGGAUUGCUGAAACUCAGAAGAACCUUGCAAAAGAGCACCAGCGCUUAGCCGACAUAAGUGGGGGAAGUUUCAUCAGAAAGCAAGAGGAACUCGAGCGAGCAAAGUCUGGGGCAGAAGAUGCCCGAUCUCGAUGCAAGGAACACGACGCUGAGAGAAAUCGUCUAUAUGAACAGAUAGGUGAUGCCGAGAAGGAGGUUCACUCAGCUGCUGCUCCUUUAAAUAGAAUGAAAGCCGACAUCGAGCAAGCACAGUCGGUCUUGGAAAACUUGAGUAGAGAGGGUGGGGCGAGAAAUUCUGGGUUCCACGAAAGAAUGCCAGUACUGAUCAGAGCGAUUGAACGAGAAGGGUCCUUUGGCAGACGGCCUGUAGGCCCUAUUGGGCAUCAUGUUAGCCUGCUGAAGCCAGAAUGGUCAUCUAUCUUGGAAAACUCAUUCGGUACGACCCUGAGCAGCUUUAUUGUGACUUCGAAAAGAGACAUGAACAUUUUGUCGGGUAUCAUGCAGAGAGUCAAUUGCGACGGCCACAUUGAUACAUCAGAACACGAACCAGAUUCUGCUUAUGACACAGCCUUGCGGAUCGACGAUGAAUUGGUCCGUCGACAGCUAAUAAUCAAUCAUGGAAUAGAGCAAAUGUUACUCAUACAGAACCUGGAAGAGGCAUCCUACAUUCUGUUCGAUGGACAGAAACCACGCAAUGUGAAGAGAUGCUACUGCAUUGACCCCAUCAACAAAAGACGGGGAUUUCACCUUUCUUAUAGCAGAACUGGUGAGCCGAGCCAGGCGCCGGUGCCAGCCUACAAUGGAAGUCCCCGGAUGAACUCCGACCUUGCGUCCCAGAUCAGCAUGCAGAAAGAUGCACUUGCAGAUUUGAGAAAGAACCUCAGUGAUCAAGAGCAGUUGGUGCGAUCCGCUCGAUCUACUCUCGAAAGCUGCAAACAGGCACGUGUGAGGCAUGACAGGAAAGGCAGCGAACUACGCAUUGCAGCACAGAAAGCAGAAGACCUUAUUGAGGAGAUAAUCGAAGCACUUGACAAAGAAUCUGUGGAAGAUGGACGCAUCGAUGUGCUUCGGACCACUCUGGAAGAAGCUGAAGAAGAGAAACGCCUAAACGAGGGGUCCUUAUAUGACGGGAUCGAGGCAAUGGAUGCCAUGAUGAAAAUGUUGAAAGCGACCAAACAAGAGCUUUCGGCCAAAGAGGCAGAGGUUUCUGCUCGAGAAGCAGAGCUCAGGUUGGCUCAAAACGAAGAAAACAUGACUAUGGAAAGUCGCCGAAGAUCAAUACGUGAGAAAAACGCAGCAAUUGAACAGAUCAACGAAAGCAAACAAGGCAGGGCUCGAAUACACCAGAAAUUGGAAGAGAUCAGUGCACGAAUUCUUGACUUUAGCGAGAAAGCGAGCUUAGUUUCGCCACGAGUCGCAAUAGCUGAGGGUGAAACGGCCGCUAGCCUGGACAAGAAGCUCGAAAGGCUCCAUAUGGAUCUUAGACGAUACAAUCAGGAGUUGGGAGCGACUCGCGAGGAACUUGCCGCUCAGGCUUUUAAGGCCAAAGAAGCCUAUGAACAGGCAUUAAAACAAGUGCUUAAAACAACUCUUGAUCAUCGCAAAAAACGCUGGCGAAUUUUCAGAUCGCAUAUUUCCUCGCGCGCCAAGGUGGAACCUGAUAUAACAAAGGACAGUGCGGGCCGUGGCGCAAAGACUCUUUCUGGCGGCGAGAAGUCUUUCUCUCAAGUAUGCCUGCUCUUGGCAUUGUGGGAGGCCAUGGGAUCCCCAAUCCGUUGCUUAGACGAAUUCGAUGUGUACAUGGAUCACAUUAACAGGAAAAUGGCUAUUGACAUGCUAAUGCUCGCAGCGAGGCGGUCAAUUGGACGGCAGUUCAUACUCAUAACACCCGGUUCCAGGGCUGAGAUCAGCCUGGCACCGGAUGUUCGCGUGAAGGAGUCUGAAUCUGUUAGGGAUACGAGCUCGGAUGCGAAGUGGAAGGAACAAUUAAACGUCCCUGCCAAGGACGCGAGACCACAGACCGAGGAUGUGACUGCUACGAAAGGUUUAGAAUUUGAAGAUUUCUAUAUCAAACGUGAACUCAUGAUGGGAAUCUUCGAGGCUGGUUUUGAGAAACCAUCUCCUAUCCAAGAAGAAACGAUACCCGUCGCCCUUACCGGCCGAGACAUCCUAGCGCGAGCCAAGAAUGGUACUGGGAAAACAGCGGCUUUCGUCAUCCCAACUCUCGAGCGCAUUAAUCCCAAAAGCACAAAAACACAGGCUCUCAUUCUGGUGCCCACGAGAGAAUUAGCCCUUCAGACCUCUCACGUCUGUAAGACUCUGGGGAAGCAUCUUGGCAUCAACGUUAUGGUCACUACGGGCGGGACAGGACUGAUGGAUGACAUCAUCCGGUUGAACGACGCUGUCCAUAUUCUUGUUGGAACUCCUGGAAGAGUGUUGGACUUGGCGAGCAAAGGCGUUGCUGAUCUCUCUGAAUGUCCGACAUUCGUAAUGGACGAGGCUGACAAACUGCUAUCACCUGAAUUCACUCCAGUCAUCGAACAGCUGUUGUCGUUUCAUCCCAAGGAUCGUCAAGUAAUGCUCUUCAGUGCCACUUUUCCACUGAUUGUGAAAUCUUUCAAGAUCAACCAGUCCAUCAUCUUCUGUAAUUCUACCAAUCGGGUGGAGUUGCUUGCGAAAAAAAUCACUGAAUUGGGGUAUUCAUGCUUCUACUCACAUGCAAGGAUGCUUCAACAACACCGAAACCGAGUAUUCCACGAUUUUCGGAACGGCGUUUGCCGUAAUCUCGUUUGUUCGGAUCUCCUGACCCGCGGUAUCGAUAUUCAAGCCGUCAACGUUGUGAUCAACUUCGAUUUCCCUAAAAAUGCUGAAACCUACCUUCAUCGGAUUGGUCGUUCGGGUCGCUUUGGACAUCUUGGGCUUGCCAUCAAUCUCAUCAAUUGGGAUGACCGUUUCAACUUAUACAAGAUUGAACAGGAACUAGGAACAGAAAUCCAACCUAUCCCUCAGAACAUCGACAAGAAGCUCUACGUUUAUGACUCGCCAGACACAAUCCCACGCCCCAUCGCGAAUCCAUCACACCCGCAGAUAACUUCGGCGGUCACGGAUCCAGCCACUGUGGAUCGCCGCCCUACUCAUGCAAAUGGUGGGCAUCAUCAAUUCCACCGAGGUCGGGGCUCAUACCGUGGAGGUCGGGGACAAGGUCAACGUCGGAGUGUUCAUAACGACUCGAAGCAAUUCAACGCUUCUCAGGGCCAUCCCAGCGGCAAACCUCACACUACACCAGUGUCAUAA